AUGUCUGAAACACAGCGUUUGUUGGCAGAACCAGUGCCCGGUAUAAAAGCAGAGCCGGAUGAAGGGAACGCUCGCUACUUCCACGUGGUCAUCGCCGGACCUCAAGACUCCCCGUUUGAGGGUGGAACAUUUAAACUUGAACUAUUUCUUCCUGAAGAAUAUCCCAUGGCAGCUCCGAAAGUACGAUUCAUGACCAAAAUAUAUCACCCCAAUGUAGACAAGCUGGGAAGAAUAUGUCUAGAUAUUUUGAAAGAUAAGUGGUCUCCAGCCUUGCAGAUUCGCACAGUGCUGCUAUCAAUCCAGGCAUUACUAAGUGCUCCCAACCCUGAUGAUCCUCUAGCAAAUGAUGUCGCAGAGCAGUGGAAGACUAAUGAAGCUCAAGCCAUAGAGACAGCCCGGACAUGGACCAGGCUUUACGCCGGAAACAAUAUCGAAGUCUAG
Triplophysa dalaica is the source of this 441-nucleotide messenger RNA. RefSeq names its product ubiquitin-conjugating enzyme E2Na (gene ube2na). The coding region runs from base 1 to 441 and encodes 146 amino acids. Gene Ontology annotation, cellular component: nucleus. Gene Ontology annotation, molecular function: ubiquitin conjugating enzyme activity. Gene Ontology annotation, biological process: DNA damage tolerance; protein K63-linked ubiquitination. NCBI's taxonomy places the organism in Eukaryota, Metazoa, Chordata, Actinopteri, Cypriniformes, Nemacheilidae. The transcript has 4 exons. The record is from RefSeq and is a predicted model, not a curated record.